UUAAGUGAUAUAACACCAUACGACACGACAAGAACUUGGCUCAUAUUAAUUCAACAUUUCAGCUAAUCUCAUAGCAUCAAACACCAAAAUGGAACAGAACAAAGCAAGCAUUGUGUCACAACUCCAACAUUUGAAACACCAUUGUGGUAAAUCUUAUACUCAGUUAGCAGAGGAAACAGGACUCACCAAUGUCUAUGUUGCUCAGCUUCUCCGAAGACAAGCGCAGCUCAAACCUGAAACUGCCCCGAAACUCCAGGCAGCACUGCCCGACCUGCCCAAACAACUUGUCGAUGAGAUGAUGAAACCACCUUUGAGGUCUUAUGACCCUAAUAUCAUCCAAGACCCCACUAUUUACAGGUUGAAUGAAGCUGUUAUGCAUUUUGGGGAGAGCAUCAAAGAAAUAAUCAACGAGGAGUAUGGUGAUGGGAUCAUGUCGGCAAUAGAUUUCUUCUGCUCAGUUGACAAAGUUAAAGGAGUUGAUGGGAAGGAACGCGUGGUAGUAACAUUUGACGGAAAAUAUUUGCCGCAUACAGAGCAGAAAACAGAGCAUAUGGUUUCAAGAACAAGGCCACUGGUGAAACAGUGAGUAUCUUCAGCCUAGACCAGCAUCAAAAUCUUCAUGCACAAGAUGCAUUUGAUCACUCUACUUAUAAAAAUAAAACAAUAAGGUUUAAAUAAUUAGAAGUAGCCAACCAUGACCAUAUAGACAUUAUAAUUGUGUAUGGCUUUGGGAUUUCAUGGCACUUCUGCUACCUUUGUGAUGUCAAUUUAAGACAAAAGAUACUUGUGAUGGUGCACUUUGUAUUGUGUUUUUUAUUUUUUUAAUAAAAUGUGCAAUCGUUCAUAUAGUA
This is a messenger RNA of Vicia villosa (hairy vetch), 851 nucleotides long. Its product is annotated as cyanate hydratase. The transcript has 4 exons. Gene Ontology annotation, molecular function: DNA binding; cyanate hydratase activity. Lineage: Eukaryota; Viridiplantae; Streptophyta; Magnoliopsida; Fabales; Fabaceae. The record is from RefSeq and is a predicted model, not a curated record. The coding region runs from base 89 to 586 and encodes 165 amino acids.